AUGGCUCACCUCCGAGACGUCGGUCCUCGACUGCUGCCAGGGACGAAAGAGCCAAUAAAGACUGUUUAUACCGGUGUUCCUGCGAUUGAUCACCAGCUGACUGUUCUGGCGCUGUUCUUCUGGGAGAACGUCGACGGAUCUAAUCCGGCGGGCUCCUUGUUCUGCUUUCAUUUCGCUACGCAGGUUGCUUGUGGAUGGGGUCUGCUUAUGAUUGAAGGAUUGAGGCAUGGAAAUAGAUGGACUAUUAUAUCCUUCAUAGGGACAUGGGGCAUCUUUGUGCAGAACGCCGCAUAUGCUGUCGUCAUACCUUACUGGUGCAUCGCCUAUCUCUCGACAUCGCGUAUAGUCUCUUCGAGACGUGUAUCUGAAUAUCUGGUCGAUGUGCCGAAUCUUGCAGGUAUCGCUAUUUCGAUGGUUUUAGGCUAUGUCCUGCCGACCAUUUUGAUGUCGCUGCCUGCUCCUUCGAUCAUCGAUUAUGACCUCAAGCAGUGGCUCAUGACUUUCUGGCAAUUCUUUCCUGUUUGGGUCUCCGUGGUGCAGGGAGUUGUGCCAUAUCUGCUGCCAAAACCCGGAGAAGCAAGCAGAGUAUCUGAUAUCCACAUGUUGAUGUCGAUGAGGAUUCUGUACGCCGGUCUUAUCACCACGGCGGGGAUCGGUCAAGCCUCUACCAUGACUUUUUUGGCAACAUCGAAGUUCUUCCCCGAGCUCUUCACUCCUGAGUUCGUCGGCGUAUUCAAUCCUUCUAAUGUCUUCCUGCCAGCAACGAUAUCCCCGUCUACCAAGGUGCCGUCAAUAGGAGCCGGAGCAUUUCUCUUGCUUCAGUACGACCACCUCAUUGGAUCGACGUCCAUGGCCCUGUGGAGCACAGUGCUGUUUGUUAAUACGUACAGGAAUGGGGCGACCUACCAAAGUGUGGGAUUGAUGAUUGUUGGAGGCAUUAUAAUGAUGGCUUUGACGGGUCCAUUGGGCUAUGCAACGGCCUGUAUUUGGGCGAGGGAUGAGCUGAUCAUUGCUGAAGCUGAAGCUGAUGGUAAGAAGAUGCAAUGA
Molecule: messenger RNA, 1047 nt
Organism: Letharia lupina
Lineage: Eukaryota; Fungi; Ascomycota; Lecanoromycetes; Lecanorales; Parmeliaceae
Exons: 2
Coding region: 1-1047 (348 amino acids)
Source: RefSeq, a predicted model, not a curated record